AAUUCCUCAUCUGUGGCAGACAUAUCCCAAAAGUAUUGGUUGGUGGUCGUCUUUGGUCGGUUUUCCUGUCAGCUGUUGAACAUAAGAAGAUAAGGCAAUGUACUAACAAGAGGAGCCAUUUGGCCAACCUAAGCUCAUCCGGUUCCUCGUAGCCGAUUGAUCUCCAAAUCUUGUUGAGUCUUAAAGGAUCUAAGUGAUUCAGCCUCAACAACAUGACUAGGCAGCCCAUCCAAUACCCUUGCCACUCUCUGUAUGAAUAAGUGUCUCCCUCUGUCCUAAGUCUUACGAUUUUAUUUGAAUACACCCCGAUUUGUAUACUGUCUAAUGUCCCUCCCUGUCGCACACAGCGUGUUUAUGAAACAGAAGAAGUUCAUCUACCACUAUAUGAACCUGCGCUGGGCUUUCGGGCGCCAUGAGACCUACUUGUGCUACAUUGUGAAGAGGAGAGACAGCCCCACUUCUGACUCCUUAGACUUUGGAUUCCUUCGCAAUCGUUCCGGCUGCCAUGUUGAGGUGCUGUUUCUGCGCUAUAUGAAUGCUUGGCAGAUCGACCCCCGUCUCAGUUACUCUGUCACCUGGUUCUGCUCCUGGUCUCCCUGUUUCGGCUGCGCACUCCACCUGGCUCAGUUCCUGUCUGAGCACCCCAACUUACGCCUGCGUAUCUUCGCGGCCCGUCUGUAUUUCUGCGAGGACAAUAAUUCGGAGCCUGAAGGACUGAGGAGACUCAAAGCUGCUGGGGCGCAUAUAGCAGUCAUGACCUUCAAAGACUAUUUCUACUGCUGGCACACAUUUGUCGCCAGUCGAGACCGUGCAUUCAAAGCCUGGGAAGGGCUCAACGCAAACUCCAUCCGGCUGGCUCGAAAACUCAGACGCAUCCUCCAGCCUGUGGAUGAAAUUGAUGAUCUAAGAGAUGCCUUCAAGCUACUUGGAUUUUGAAAAGAGCACAUUGAUCUACAGUAGACAACAGCUGUGACUUUGAAAUGGGGAACUUCAAGUCAGUUUUAAAAAAAGGCAAUUUUAAUAUGUGUAACAUUGCCCUUACGAUUUCAUGGCGUCUGCAUUCAUUCCGAGUCGCUCUGUGUUUUAUUGAUUUAGUGUUGAGUUAUUAUAAUUAUUCUCUAAAUCUACCUAGCUUUGAGCUUGCUUGAAAAAUCUGUGCAUUCACCAUGCUUUAUCAUUCAGUUCAAAUAAUGUGAAAUCAAUUUGACCUUUCAACUGUGAAUACCUGUCCCCACCUGCACUCACUCUCGCUAUCUCAACUCUAGUGCAACAUCAGUUUAAUAUUUUAAAAAGCAACACGUCUUAAUAUUCUAUACUGUAAUCAAUUACCAAGCAUUAUAUUGUUGUACUCACAGCAAUAAUUUAAACAUAUUUUAG
Polyodon spathula (Mississippi paddlefish) is the source of this 1377-nucleotide messenger RNA. It is a transcript of the gene aicda, whose product is annotated as activation-induced cytidine deaminase. Gene Ontology annotation, cellular component: cytoplasm; nucleus. The transcript has 4 exons. The coding region runs from base 325 to 936 and encodes 203 amino acids. Gene Ontology annotation, biological process: cytidine to uridine editing. Gene Ontology annotation, molecular function: RNA binding; zinc ion binding; cytidine deaminase activity. The record is from RefSeq and is a predicted model, not a curated record. Lineage: Eukaryota; Metazoa; Chordata; Actinopteri; Acipenseriformes; Polyodontidae.